AUGGAAAGUGCAACUAAGCUAUCAUGGGACUUCAAGAAGCCUGACUGGUCUAGAUUCACUAACCUUUUAGACAAUGGAAGUCCCCUCAACUUCAACCAACAUCCUGACAAACUUUGCACUGAUAUCACGAAUAUUAUGAUCAGAUGUGCAAAAAAAACUAUUUCCAGAGGCAAGACUAAACACGAUCGAGUGUUUUGGUCUAAACACCUUGAGGAAGUGAAGAGUAAGCGGGAGGCCCUUCGCAACACUGCUGAUCAGACUGGAAGAACGGAAGACGUACAAGAAUGGAGACGACAAUCAGCUGUCCUAAGGCAAGCCAUCUUACAAGUAAAACGGACUUCCUUCGACAAGUUCAUCUCAAAUAUCAACUAUCAAAGUGAUAGCAAACGCACUUUCAAUUUCCUG
Molecule: messenger RNA, 405 nt
Organism: Rodentolepis nana
Lineage: Eukaryota; Metazoa; Platyhelminthes; Cestoda; Cyclophyllidea; Hymenolepididae
Source: the annotation of a GenBank genome assembly